Homalodisca vitripennis (glassy-winged sharpshooter) is the source of this 640-nucleotide messenger RNA. RefSeq names its product 40S ribosomal protein S13 (gene RpS13). Lineage: Eukaryota; Metazoa; Arthropoda; Insecta; Hemiptera; Cicadellidae. The record is from RefSeq and is a predicted model, not a curated record. Gene Ontology annotation, cellular component: nucleolus; ribosome; cytosolic small ribosomal subunit. Gene Ontology annotation, molecular function: structural constituent of ribosome; small ribosomal subunit rRNA binding. The transcript is spliced from 4 exons. Gene Ontology annotation, biological process: translation. Bases 135 to 590 code for a protein of 151 amino acids.
CGUACGAAUGAACUACUAUUCUAUGGUCAGUUCCGGUUACACACUGUCUUGUUCUUUUCUCUGGUGGUGUUUUAUAUGCCGUAGUUGUGUUUGGGGGUUAAGUAUAGAUAUUUUGUUAGCUUAAAAAGCGAAUAAUGGGUCGUAUGCAUGCACCUGGAAAGGGUAUAUCCCAAUCUGCUCUGCCAUAUCGAAGAAGUGUCCCGACUUGGUUGAAACUUUCACCAGAAGAUGUUAAAGAUCAGAUUUACAAACUUGCAAAGAAAGGGCUGACUCCAUCUCAAAUUGGUGUUAUUCUACGAGAUUCUCAUGGAGUAGCACAGGUGCGAUUUGUCACUGGAAAUCAGAUUUUAAGAAUUAUGAAGGCCAUGGGAUUAGCCCCAGAUCUACCAGAAGAUCUUUACUACCUUAUCAAAAAGGCAGUUGCGAUCAGAAAACAUCUAGAAAGAAACAGGAAAGACAAAGAUUCCAAGUUCCGUCUCAUUCUUGUUGAAUCGAGAAUUCAUCGACUGGCUCGAUACUACAAGACCAAAUCCGUGUUAGCUCCCAACUGGAAAUACGAAUCAAGCACGGCUUCAGCACUUGUUGCCUGAGUUUUUUUAAUUGGUUAUGUAUUUGAAUAAACUUAAUUAAAAAAACUUAA